AUGGCGUUUGCUGGGAAAAAUUUUAGUUUGUCCCAGCCGGAUAUCACGCAAAAACGAACGGAGCGCAUAGAUGACCUGAAGCAAAACAUCGCUGCUUGGGGGAAGCGGAUUCGACGAUUUAGUGAGAGGUCAUGGCGGUUCAACCAGAAUCGUCUCUUCCAGAGUGAUCUGAAGAGGCUCUAUAAAUCAUUGGAGCGACCAGAGGUAUGUGGAGCGGACCCAGGACCGGAUCAGGCUGACACUGUCGCAUUUUGGCGUGGCCUGAGGUCAGAGCCCGUAAACCACAGCGAGGGCCCUUGGAUGGAAGUUGUGGCGAGCCAGAGUGCAAGUGUUACGCCUAUGGACCCCGUCACCAUAACGCCUGAAGACGUGGCUGAGGCGGGCGAAAGGGGGAGAAAUUUGGAGGUUUUGCGUAUCGGGCAAGGAUGCAUCGACUUUUUGCUGAGUUGGAGCUAUCUGUUAACAGUCACCGAGCAAAACCUGGCAGACCGAGUUUGGUAUAUCUUGCGCUCAAAUACAUUUGAUGUCACCGAAUUCGAACGGCUACGACGUGAGGCUGUUCCUUUAUCGGAUGAAAAUGCUACGACUGAGGAUGCGCCACCACAACUUGCACAGCAACCGGCAAACGUGGAUGCCGCCGUGAAUACCCCAGUUUUGGUUGAUUCAAACGAUGAUGGAACAGUCGCCCAGGAACUGGAACUGGAGCAAAUGUGGAGUACAUUGGAUGAGGCGAUUUUGGAAACGCGCAGUACGCCUGUCGAAAAUCGACCGCGACUUCCCCCGCAUAGCCCUAAGCAAGCGGAAUCGGGCUAUCGUGAGAGCUCUGAACCCAAUGCUGGUGUCCUAUUUGGAAGCCAGCCGGGACCUUUGCGAGACGGAUUCAAUUCUCUUUGGCGCCGCACUGGCAGUCUGACGUAUUAUAGGCGCCAAACUUUCCACGGCUGGACGCACUACUGGGCAAAGUAG
Molecule: messenger RNA, 966 nt
Organism: Parnassius apollo (apollo)
Lineage: Eukaryota; Metazoa; Arthropoda; Insecta; Lepidoptera; Papilionidae
Source: the annotation of a GenBank genome assembly